GUCCUCUGAGCUUCUGGAUUCCAACACAAACGUGGCCACAGCAGAUUUUCUUCACAAUCUUCAUAUAUCAACAUUUCUUCCUCCAUCCAGAGAAAAUCUUUGACAAAAUGUUUAACUCAGACAAUCAGUACACUAAGCUGCGAUGGAUAUUAACCAUCGCAGGACUCUUCUUUUACGUUGUGGACAUUUGGACGGACAUUGCACUUUCACUGAAAUACCUCUACGAGGAGCAUUAUGUGUGGAGUGGACUGACUGCAAUGUUUGUUCUGACUGGGAUAGUUGUGACGCAGAUCUUCAGCUUUGCCUGGUACAUGGACGACAUGAAUGAUAUCAUGUCAAACCCUGAGGGGAAAACUACAGUGUUUGGCAUGUCUAAAGGGGGACUUGCUGCUCUUCACGUAUUUGGCAUGGGCAUCUUCACCAGGUAUUAUCAGCUGCUGAAAAAGGGCUUCAGAGUGGUUUGGAGGAAAACUAAUUUAUACACAGUGGAAGAGGGGAGGGAAGAGCACCACAGACUGUUUUGCCUGGCGACUGAUCUGAGCAUGCUCAAACUGUUUGAGGCUUUUCUGGAGAGUGUUCCUCAACUUCUUCUGCAGCUCUUCAUAGUGCUGAGCGUGGAAGGGUGCUCAGUCAUGCAGUAUUUAUCCAUAGCAUUCUCCUUCUUCAACAUCGCCUGGGCCCUGGUGGAUUAUCGCCGCUGCCUGCGCAGGUCCCUUUCCCACAUGAAUGAGAUGCCCUCUGGUCUCCCCACAAUCAUCUACCUCCUGUAUAAACUCUGCACCAUCACCAGCCACAUCCUCAGCUUCACCCUCCUCCUCAUUCUAAGCCCCUUCAGCACAAUAGCCUUCACCGUCCUCUGGCUGCUGUGGACCAUCUGGGCACAUCUGCUUCAAACCAACUUCUGCUCCUCCAGAGGCCUCGAGCUUCUGUACCGAUCCGUCGUUGGAGUCAUCCUCACGUUCACCUUUUUCAACGUCAAAGGAAAGGACACCAAAGUGGCCAUGACACUUUACUACUUGUUCUAUUGUCUUGUCAACAUUUCAUCUCCUUUGCUGCUGGUGUUUUUGGGGCCAGAUUUUGAGGCGGCCACGUUCCUCCUGACGGUCAGUGGUUUGAUUUUUGGAGGUUUGGUGCUGGGGUUGGUGUGUCUUGGGCUUUACUACCUCCUCCUGCAUCCCAGGGAGAAGUGGCGAGAGGCCGACGAGGUGGAUGGUCUGGGAGGGGAAACCGAGACCACGAGGAGAAUAAGGAACUUCCUUCAGCCCUGAGGGAUGAUCAGUUAAAGCCUGGUCAUGAGGGUGUAGAGAAAGACUAUGUCACUAUUAUUGGACAAGAAAAAUAGUGCCUGUAAAGAAGGAUGUCACCUGGAUAUUGUGCUCUUACUGCUGCUAUUAGUCAUCUUAUCAUUUUCUGGGUUGAGAUUUCACUUUAAUUGUUGAUAAAAAUGUCUAACUUUGUAAUUUCGAGCCUCAUUGUUUAAUGUAUACCGUUUAUUUAUUCAUGUUUAAACAAACCUGUCAAUAAACUGCAAUGUUUAUUUUCA
Molecule: messenger RNA, 1543 nt
Organism: Notolabrus celidotus (New Zealand spotty)
Lineage: Eukaryota; Metazoa; Chordata; Actinopteri; Labriformes; Labridae
Gene: xkr9
Product: XK, Kell blood group complex subunit-related family, member 9
Exons: 3
Coding region: 108-1268 (386 amino acids)
Biological process (GO): engulfment of apoptotic cell; phosphatidylserine exposure on apoptotic cell surface; apoptotic process involved in development
Cellular component (GO): plasma membrane
Source: RefSeq, a predicted model, not a curated record